Molecule: messenger RNA, 1476 nt
Organism: Monosiga brevicollis MX1
Lineage: Eukaryota; Choanoflagellata; Craspedida; Salpingoecidae
Exons: 6
Biological process (GO): maturation of SSU-rRNA from tricistronic rRNA transcript (SSU-rRNA, 5.8S rRNA, LSU-rRNA)
Cellular component (GO): small-subunit processome; nucleolus
Molecular function (GO): U3 snoRNA binding; rRNA binding
Source: RefSeq, a predicted model, not a curated record
GAGUCGUUGCCUUUGCUCUCGUCCGACCUGCUGGCUCAGUUGGCCACCUAUCAGGAUGUCCUUUACACGGGCCGUGCUUUUGCGGACCAGACCGCAUUGCGCAUUGCUCUAGCCACGCAUGCUCUCAACCACGUCAUUCAAGCCCGCCAAAUGAUUCUGCAGCACAAUACACUCUUGGAACGAGCGGCGCGUCGUGCCGCAGCUCACCCAGAUGAAGAAGACGCCGGAGCAGCAGACCUUGAGAAUGCCGUUCGCGACCAGGGCUUCACUCGCCCGCGCGUCCUCAUCCUGGUUCCGUAUCGCCACUGUGCUCUUGCCCUCAUCACUUUGAUGCGCCAAAUGAUGAUUGACCUCGAUCGUAAAACUGAUACCUUUCGUCAUUUCAAAAAAUUUGCCCGUGAGUAUGGGGCUGAGCCGCGCGACUACAAUCACUACUAUCCAGAGUACCAUUCUUUUUUCGCCGGCAAUCAAGAUGACUGCUUUGCACUCGGCAUGGCCGUCAAGGCGAAGAAUGUCAAUCUUUACAACGACCUGUAUUCCUCCGACAUUAUCGUGGCCUCUCCUUUGGGUCUUCGUCGCAUCAUUGGGGGGGAAGGCGACAAAAAACGUGAUUUUGAUUUCCUGAGCUCCAUCGAGCUGGUCAUCGCUGACCAGGCCGACGUCUUCCAUAUGCAAAACUAUGAUCAUCUCGACCACGUGCUUGCUCAUCUCAACCUGAAGCCCGUUGAGCCUCGAGACGCGGAUAUCAACCGCAUUCGCCUGUACCAGCUGGAGGACUUGUCGGCGCACUUCCGACAAACCAUCAUUGUUUCACAAUUCAUGAGCGCUGAGCUUUCUGCCACUUGGCGCCGCUACGCACAAAACUACUGCGGCAAGGUAAGCCAGCGCUUCAAACUGCGUCACAUUGCACACCCGCGUCCACCCACCAUUACGCACGUGAUUCCGCGCGUGAGCCAAAUCUUUCACGCGCUUGAUGUGCCAACGCGGGUCGAGGAGGCGGACGUACGCUUUCAAUACUUUUUGGACCAUGUCUUGCCCAUCAUCAGCAAGCAAUCACUCAAACACGUACUCGUGGUCAUUCCGUCUUACUUUGACUUUGUGCGCCUGCGCAAUCACCUCAAAAAGAACCGAAUCAACUGUGCCCAGAUCUGCGAGUACACGUCACAAUCAAAUGUGACCCGCGCCAAAUCCUAUCUUUACCACGGCACUCGGCCCCUACUGCUCUAUACGGAGCGCUAUCAUUACCACUUUCGCUCUCGCUUUCGCCGCGUGCACCACGUGGUCUUUUAUCAGCUUCCCCUCUACCCUCAAUUUUACAGCGAGUGGCUCAACAACAUUGGCCCAGAGGAGGCAGCCGAAGCCACGUGUACCGUCAUGUACAGCCGCUACGACGCCCUGCGCCUGAGCAAUGUGCUGGGCGAGGAGCGUGUGGCUCGCAUGUUUGCCUCAGACCGCCCCUCCCAUAUGUUUAUGUGA